Messenger RNA from Calidris pugnax (ruff), 603 nucleotides. RefSeq names its product killer cell lectin-like receptor subfamily B member 1B allele C. The coding region runs from base 1 to 603 and encodes 200 amino acids. The transcript is spliced from 5 exons. The record is from RefSeq and is a predicted model, not a curated record. NCBI's taxonomy places the organism in Eukaryota, Metazoa, Chordata, Aves, Charadriiformes, Scolopacidae.
AUGGAGGACGAGGAUGGCUACAUGACCUUAGAGAAGCGGGGGACUGUGGGGAGACCAGCUCAGCUCCGGAGUGCAGUUCUCCACCAGUGGUUGGAGAACCCCGGAAGCUGCAGGAACAUGAUUGGGAAUGUGAGCAGGGACAUCAGAGAUGGUGACGCCACCCUGAAGAAAGUCUACUCAGAGCUGAGGGAAGUUUUCUGCUCAUCAAAGCCACAAGAGGACGAGGGGUGCACCCUCUGCCCCAUGAACUGGAUGUCACAUGGGACCAAGUGCUAUCGGGUUUCCCAUGAACUCAGCCAUUGGAAUUCCAGCCGGGAGGACUGUGUGAAUCAGGGUGGCGAGCUGAUGAUGCCAGAGGACCAGGAGGAGCUGGAUUUCAUAAAUAGAACCCUCCAAACACCCACCCGUUACUUCUGGAUUGGCCUCUUCUUUGAGAAGGGCUGGACCUGGGUCAAUGGCUCCCGCCUGGACCCGAGCCGAUUCCAGCUGAACCCCCGGGCUGAAGGCGGAUCCUGCGGGGCCAUCAGGGAGGGCAGGAUCAGCACCGUCAACUGCAGCUCGACCUUCCAGUGGAUCUGCCAGAAAGAAGCCACCCAGCUCUGA